This is a messenger RNA of Jaculus jaculus (lesser Egyptian jerboa), 1086 nucleotides long. It is a transcript of the gene Rsad2, whose product is annotated as radical S-adenosyl methionine domain containing 2. NCBI's taxonomy places the organism in Eukaryota, Metazoa, Chordata, Mammalia, Rodentia, Dipodidae. The record is from RefSeq and is a predicted model, not a curated record. The coding region runs from base 1 to 1086 and encodes 361 amino acids. Gene Ontology annotation, biological process: positive regulation of immune response; defense response to virus. Gene Ontology annotation, molecular function: 4 iron, 4 sulfur cluster binding; catalytic activity. The transcript is spliced from 6 exons. Gene Ontology annotation, cellular component: lipid droplet; mitochondrion; endoplasmic reticulum membrane.
AUGGGGAUGCUGGUGCCCAUUGCACCGUCUGCAUGGCUACUGAGCUUAGUGGAGCAGCAGCUGGGCUCCCUCUGGGGGAGGUUGGCUGCCCUGCUCUUCUGGCUAAAAGCAGCGUUCUGGUGGCCAGGUGCUGACAGGGUACAGAGGCAGGUCAGAGGAGACACUGAAGAGACCCAGAAGGAAGCAGGAGAGAAAAGUGUUCUGCACACAACUCCAAUCAGCAUUAACUAUCACUUCACUCGCCAGUGCAACUACAAGUGUGGCUUCUGCUUCCACACAGCCAAGACAUCCUUUGUGCUGCCCCUCGAGGAAGCCAAGCGUGGACUGCUUCUGCUUAAGGAGGCUGGUAUGGAGAAGAUCAACUUUUCAGGUGGAGAGCCCUUUCUACAGGACCGUGGUGAAUACUUGGGCAAGCUUGUGAGGUUCUGCAAAGAGGAGCUGGGCCUGCCCAGUGUGAGCAUUGUGAGCAAUGGAAGCCUGAUCCGAGAGAGAUGGUUCAGAGACUAUGGUGAAUACUUGGACAUUCUCGCCAUCUCCUGUGAUAGCUUUGAUGAGCACAUCAACGUUCUUAUUGGCCGUGGUCAAGGGAAGAAGAACCAUGUGGAAAAUCUCCAGAAACUGAGGGCGUGGUGUAGGGAUUACAGAGUGGCUUUCAAAAUUAAUUCUGUCAUCAAUCGAUUUAAUGUGGAGGAGGACAUGAAUGAACAGAUUAAAGUACUAAACCCUGUUCGCUGGAAAGUCUUCCAGUGCCUCCUAAUUGAGGGUGAGAACUGUGGUGAAGAUGCUCUGAGAGAAGCAGAAAGAUUUGUUAUAAGUGAUAAGGAGUUUGAAGCAUUCUUAGAGCGCCACAAGGGAGUGUCCUGUAUGGUGCCUGAAUCAAACCAGAAGAUGAAAGACUCCUAUCUUAUUCUUGAUGAAUAUAUGCGUUUUCUGAACUGCAGAGAUGGGCGUAAGGAUCCUUCCAGAUCCAUCCUGGAUGUUGGAGUGGAAGAAGCAAUAAAAUUCAGUGGGUUUGAUGAAAAGAUGUUUCUAAUGCGCGGAGGGAAGUACGUGUGGAGCAAAGCUAACCUGAAGCUGGACUGGUAA